UUCAUCUACAGCAGCCACUUUUGGAGCGAAAGAAAGUUCAAGAUAAAACGACUAAGGUGCAGCUGUAGGUUCCAUUAUUUCUGUGUGAAAACAGAGUGUCUCCAAACUUCAGAAUGAAUAAAUCAGAUUCCAAAGUGACUGAAGGGGGACUGAAUGUCACUCUUACAAUUCGCCUACUUAUGCAUGGAAAGGAAGUUGGAAGCAUUAUUGGAAAGAAAGGAGAGACGGUAAAAAAGAUGAGGGAAGAGAGUAGUGCAAGAAUCAACAUUUCAGAGGGGUCCUGUCCAGAACGCAUUGUAACAAUAACAGGCCCAACAGAUGCCAUUUUCAAGGCCUUUUCGAUGAUAGCACACAAAUUUGAAGAGGAUAUAAAUGCUUCAAUGACAAAUAGUACAGUGACAAGUAAACCACCUGUGACAUUACGUCUAGUAGUUCCAGCAAGCCAAUGUGGCUCUCUCAUAGGGAAAGGAGGUUCAAAGAUCAAAGAAAUCCGUGAGACCACAGGGGCCCAGGUGCAGGUAGCAGGUGAUAUGCUUCCAAACUCCACUGAACGUGCUGUUACUAUAUCUGGCACACCAGAUGCCAUUAUUCAAUGUGUAAAACAGAUCUGUGUGGUGAUGCUGGAGUCCCCACCCAAAGGUGCUACUAUUCCCUAUCGCCCAAAGCCUGCCUCUGCACCCGUCAUUUUUGCAGGUGGCCAGGCAUACACAGUUCAGGGACAGUAUGCAAUUCCUCAUCCUGACUUGACCAAGCUUCACCAGUUGGCUAUGCAGCAUACCCCUUUCAAUCCCCUUGGGCAGACCACCCCUGGUUUCCCUGCAGGACUGGAUGCCACUGGUCAAACCAGUUCCCAUGAGCUCACUAUUCCAAAUGAUUUAAUAGGGUGUAUUAUUGGCAGACAAGGAAGCAAAAUAAAUGAAAUUAGGCAGAUGUCAGGAGCACAAAUCAAGAUUGCUAAUGCGGCAGAAGGUUCCACAGAGCGACAGGUUACCAUCACAGGAUCACCUGCCAAUAUUAGCCUGGCACAGUACCUCAUAAAUGCAAGCUUAGAGAUGGCUAAAGUCAGCACCCAGACUGCUUCCGUCACGAACCCUGUUGACCUGAACGUGAACCUCUCUCAGUCUGCUACCCCUACCUCAACCCCCACCUCUGUGGCUGUUUUGGCAGCAGCAGCAGCUGCCUCCAUGGUUAACGUGAAUACCCCUUCCCCUUUACCAACACCCCACUAUGCCGUUCCUGUCUCCAGUCUGCUUGGCAUGAAAACUGUCCCGCUUCUGGCACUUAAUGCCACGGCCGCUACAGGGGGCCCAGGGAGUUUAUCUGCUUAUACUCCCAAAAUUCCAUCGACGAGUGGGGUUAAGAAAUCUGACCGGCAGAAGUUUGCUCCGUAUUGA
Messenger RNA from Carcharodon carcharias (great white shark), 1394 nucleotides. RefSeq lists its product as uncharacterized. Gene Ontology annotation, cellular component: cytoplasm; nucleus. Gene Ontology annotation, biological process: regulation of gene expression; regulation of RNA metabolic process. NCBI's taxonomy places the organism in Eukaryota, Metazoa, Chordata, Chondrichthyes, Lamniformes, Lamnidae. Gene Ontology annotation, molecular function: mRNA binding. The transcript has 14 exons. Bases 114 to 1394 code for a protein of 426 amino acids. The record is from RefSeq and is a predicted model, not a curated record.